AUGGCGUUUACGAAAGCCUUUUACGAGCAAGCGUUCGAGCGCAACUUGAAAGCGCAAACAACGUCGAGUGAACAUGUCACGCCUGCGAUGCAGAUGACGCGGACGCAAAGAGCGACCGCGCAGUUCACCGCGCACAGUAAGAAAGAAGUGAAAUUUUUUUUUCUCUCUGACUGCUUGAACGUUUUUGACUCAAUUUUUCUCUCUCAAUACCAAACAUGUAAAUAUAAACAGGAUCCGCUGGGUUUCUUCAAAGAUUUAGCGGCUGGCGGCGUCUCCGGUUCGAUCGCGAAAACCGCAACGGCACCGAUCGAACGCGUCAAGCUUUUGAUCCAAACGCAAGACGCGAACCCGAGAAUCAUUUCCGGGGAAAUCCCGAGGUACACGGGUAUCGUGAAUUGCUUCACGAGAGUCUCCGCGGAGCAAGGCGUGGGGUCGUUUUGGAGAGGGAACACGGCCAAUAUUGUCCGUUAUUUCCCGACGCAAGCGUUUAACUUUGCGUUCAAGGAUACGAUUAAGGCUUUGUUUCCGUCGUAUUCGCCGAAGGAGGCGUUCUGGUCGUUUUUCGCGGUCAACAUGGCGUCUGGCGGUUUGGCCGGCGCGGGGUCUUUGUUGAUUGUGUACCCGCUUGAUUUCGCUCGUACGCGUUUGGCCGCCGAUGUUGGCACGAACAAGGAUCGUGAGUUCACUGGUUUGGUCGAUUGCAUUGGCAAAACUGCCAAGGCUGGCGGUGUUGGUGCUUUAUACAAGGGCUUUGGCGUUUCCGUCCAAGGUAUCGUCGUGUACAGAGGUUCGUACUUUGGUCUCUACGAUACCGGGAAGGGUGCCUUGUUGACCAGGGAUUCUUCCAUGAUUGCGAAGUUCGUCGUCGCGCAAGUCGCCACGAACGCCGCGGGUGUCUUGUCCUAUCCGUUUGAUACCGUUCGUAGACGUUUGAUGAUGACCUCCGGUAAGAAGGGCAACGCCGCCGGUCCGACGUACACCGGCACCAUGGAUGCGUUUGUUAAGAUUUACCAAGCCGAAGGCGCGGGCGCGUUCUUCAAGGGUGCGUUCUCGAACAUCUUGAGAGGUGUCGGUGGUGCGAUGGUUUUGGUCAUGUACGACGAAAUCAAAGCCAUCAUCAACCCGAACUAA
Molecule: messenger RNA, 1131 nt
Organism: Bathycoccus prasinos
Lineage: Eukaryota; Viridiplantae; Chlorophyta; Mamiellophyceae; Mamiellales; Bathycoccaceae
Product: ADP/ATP translocase
Exons: 2
Coding region: 1-1131 (376 amino acids)
Biological process (GO): mitochondrial ATP transmembrane transport; mitochondrial ADP transmembrane transport
Cellular component (GO): mitochondrial inner membrane
Molecular function (GO): ATP:ADP antiporter activity
Source: RefSeq, a predicted model, not a curated record